UGAGAUCUAGCAACGUGCGCUACAGCCUCUCUAUUUCCGCUGGAAAAAUAAACUAGAGCCAUAAGGCCGAGUGAGAAACAAAACGCGUGCAAAAAGCUUCCAACUCGAUUAAUUGCUAUCUCCGAAGCCAAGGGAAUUUUUCAACAACAAGCAAUAAUUAAAUACAUAAAUAAUAGCUAAAUAAUUAAGAGUCGUGUGUGUGUGUCAUGUCUCUAUAUGGCGAAUAUAAAAUAAACCCGAUUACAAUGUUAAAUGUGGAAACUUUGGGCACGCAAAGCGUUCUCCCAGCAGCGUAGACGCCGACUGAGGCAGAGCCAGCGGCAGCGACGUCGGCGUCGCAGUUCGCAUUGUGUAUAAUAAAAUUGGCGAAAGGCGAAAUGAAUUGAGCAGGCAGUGGAUAGAAAGGAGCGAAGGAGGAGGAGGGGAGCAGGAGCAGAAGAAGAAGCAGAAGGAGAAGGAGCGGCAGGAGCAGCAGCAGGACUAGAAAGCAGAAAGCCGAAGAUGUGCGCGCACAAUACAAAAAAUUACAAAGCAUACUUUUGGGAGCGGCAAAUGGCCAAAAUCAACAGAAACAGAAACAGCCAAAGCAACAGCAACACCAACACCAAAGCAGCGACGCCGGCUGAGGCAGCGACUGCGCCAGCAUCACUAAGUACAAAAACAAAAACAAAGUCAGAAGCAACAACGCAUCAACAACAGCAAAAACAACAGCGAUGUCACCAUUACAACGGAGCGUUCACAAAUAAGCAAUAGGUUAGAGCAAGAGGGCAUCAGAGAGCCUGGCGAAAGCGAGAGAGAGAGACAGGGAAAUAGAGAGCGCAAGUAAGGCCAGUGGAAAAAUGGCCAACGCCUUGCGUGGGUGCAGCCAAAAGGAUAAGCAGCGGAUGAAGGCAAACUAAACGACCAGCGAAUUAUAGAGGGAGAGCAAGAGAGAGCGAGAGAGUCGAAGAGAGAGAGAGAGAAAGAGCGAGAGCCAAAAUAUAAAGAGAAUCAUAAUCCCUACAGCUGGAAGGCAGAUAAAAUCACGUAUCCGCCAUGGAGCCGGUGAUGAGUUUGGCAUUGGCCGCCCACGGACCGCCUAGCAUACUGGAGCCGCUGUUUAAAACCGUAACCACGAGCACAACGACCACCACGACCACGACGACCAGCACGACGACGACGACGAGCAGUCCCGUGGCAGGAUAUGCGCCAGGAUAUGCGCCAGGCACGACCCUGCUCACGGCGAUCCUGGAGAACCUCACCUCGACGGCGGCCAGCGGUCUGUACGACCCGUAUGCGGGGCUGUAUGGCAACCAGACGAACGGCACCAUGGGCUUCGAGACGAAGGGUCCGCGCUACUCGCUGGCCUCCAUGGUGGUCAUGGGCUUCGUGGCGGCGAUUCUGAGCACGGUGACGGUGGCGGGCAAUGUCAUGGUGAUGAUCUCCUUCAAGAUCGACAAGCAGCUGCAGACGAUCAGCAACUACUUCCUGUUCUCGCUGGCCAUCGCGGACUUUGCCAUUGGUGCGAUAUCGAUGCCGCUGUUCGCGGUCACCACAAUUCUGGGCUACUGGCCGCUGGGUCCCAUUGUCUGCGACACCUGGCUGGCCCUGGACUACCUGGCCUCCAAUGCCUCCGUGCUGAACCUGCUGAUCAUCAGCUUCGAUCGGUACUUCAGCGUGACCCGACCGCUAACAUAUCGCGCCAAACGCACCACCAACCGGGCGGCCGUGAUGAUCGGCGCCGCCUGGGGCAUCAGCUUGCUGCUCUGGCCGCCGUGGAUCUACAGCUGGCCGUACAUCGAGGGCAAGCGGACGGUGCCCAAGGACGAGUGCUACAUCCAGUUCAUCGAGACCAACCAGUACAUCACGUUCGGCACCGCACUGGCCGCCUUCUACUUUCCGGUCACCAUCAUGUGCUUCCUCUACUGGCGCAUCUGGCGCGAGACGAAGAAGCGGCAGAAGGACCUGCCCAACCUGCAGGCGGGCAAGAAGGACUCCAGCAAGCGCUCGAACAGCAGUGACGAGAACACGGUGGUGAACCAUGCGUCCGGCGGCCUGCUGGCCUUCGGCCAAAUGGGCGGCAACGACCACGACACCUGGCGACGGCCGCGCUCCGAGAGUUCGGCGGAUGCGGAGAGUGUCUACAUGACCAACAUGGUCAUCGACUCCGGAUACCAUGGGAUGCACUCGCGCAAGUCAAGCAUCAAAAGCACGAAUACAAUCAAAAAAUCGUACACCUGCUUCGGCAGCAUCAAGGAGUGGUGCAUCGCGUGGUGGCACUCCGGUCGCGAGGACUCCGACGAUUUCGCCUACGAACAGGAGGAGCCUUCUGAUUUAGGGUAUGCAACACCAGUAACAAUUGAAACUCCUUUACAAAGCUCCGUCUCCAGAUGCACCUCGAUGAACGUGAUGCGGGACAACUACUCGAUGGGCGGCAGUGUGAGCGGCGUGCGUCCGCCCAGUAUUCUCUUGUCGGAUGUCUCGCCCACGCCGCUGCCACGCCCACCGCUCGCCUCCAUUUCGCAGCUGCAGGAAAUGGGUGCGGCCACGGCGAAUGUGAAUGCCAGUGGCAAUGGCAAUGGCAAUGGCAAUGGCGUUAUUAACAACAACAACAACAACAGUAACAACCAUAAUGGCAAUGGAACGGUAAAUGGAAAUGGCGGCGGUGGCGUCGGCGGAAACGGAAGUGGAAUCGGAAUCGGAACAGCCGGAAAUGCAGCGCACCGCGACUCACGCACACUGCCCGUGAUCAAUCGCAUUAACUCGCGUUCGGUGAGCCAGGAUUCGGUGUACACGAUACUCAUCCGCCUGCCAUCCGAUGGGGCAUCCAGCAAUGCGGCAAAUGGCGGGGGCGGGGGUGGUGUAGCACCUGCUGCCGCAACCUUGAGCCUGCAAGGCGACUGUGCCCCCUCCAUCAAGAUGAUACACGAGGAUGGGCCCACAACGGCGACUGCGGUGAAUGCCACAGCAGGGGCAUCUGGAGCAGCAGCAGCAGCAGCAGCAGUAGCACCUUCAGUCGCCACCCGACGACCUUUGCCCUCGCGCGACUCCGAGUUCAGUCUGCCACUCGGCCGCAGGAUGUCCCAUGCCCAGCACGAUGCCCGGCUGCUCAACGCCAAGGUCAUACCCAAGCAGCUGGGCAAAGGGGGCGUGCCAGUGGGCGGGGCGGCCGGGGCGCACGCCCUCAUGAACGCCCGCAAUGCGGCCAAGAAGAAAAAGAAAUCACAGGAGAAGCGGCAAGAGUCGAAGGCGGCCAAAACGUUGUCGGCCAUCCUGCUGAGCUUCAUCAUCACAUGGACACCGUACAACAUCCUGGUGCUGAUCAAGCCGCUGACCACCUGCUCCGACUGCAUACCCACGGAGCUGUGGGACUUCUUCUACGCCCUCUGCUACAUCAACUCGACGAUCAAUCCCAUGUGCUAUGCCCUCUGCAAUGCCACCUUCCGCCGCACCUACGUGCGCAUCCUCACCUGCAAGUGGCACACCCGCAAUCGCGAGGGCAUGGUGCGCGGCGUCUACAACUAGACUAGUACACAUAUUUGUAUCUAUGUAUUUACAUUUAAUCACCCACUCCAAUCUGAUCUGGCCAGAGUACCGGUUUAACUACUAGUAGUUGCAAUAAGUGUUGUGUGCUAACAUUUUUUGGGCGGCAGUAAAACCAAAACUAGGCUUAGUGAUUACCCAUAUUGACAAGCAGUACUGAUUUUUUGAUGUCUAGCCCCCGACUAUAUACACGCAUUACCAUUCGCGGAGGGGUUGCCUUUUCAUUGUUUGCCAGAACUGAGGUUUUCGAUGGUUUCACAAGUUAAAUUAGCAGUUAAAUUAUGCAAGAGAAUUGCCAUCAGCUAAAUCUCUUGAUCUCAAGUUCAACCUACUGCUUCCAAACAUGCCAAAGAUCUCAUUUAGGUAUCUUUAGAUUUAAUUCCCCAGGCAACCCUCUCCCAGCACCUAUCCAUCAAAGUGUAAAUCACCAACCAAUGAUCAUGAUGAAUCAUGAAACCGAAAAGCGAGAGAUUCCAAUUUGUUAGGCGUUUACGUACUGUUAGGUAGGCACAUGCUCGAUGCAAAAAGAAUUUAAUAAAAAAUAUAGUGGAUUACGAUUUGCAAUUCAUACACAUACACAUAUAUAUAAGGAUAUAUUAUAUUAUAUUAUAUAUUUAUUAUUAUAUACAUGGCAAAUGAGUUUAGCUUAAGUUGUUGGCGAGGGGCAGAGAGGCGAAAACCCAAAAAGCUUUAAAACAAGUUCAAAGUAGGAAGGAUUAAGUUCUGGUUGCAACUUGGCCAACCAGUGGCAAAUAUGUUAUAUGUUAUGUUCUCGUUCCGAUUUUCGUUGUGUAGGUUGCGGAGGGGAUAUGAUAUGUAUUUAAUCGUAGGGGGAAUAUUGUGAUUGUACUGCUCGUUUUCGAUAGUUUGAAUCGGUUUUUUUUUUGUGUACAAUACAUGUGUGUAGAAACCAAAAAAAAAAGCGUCAAAUCAAUUUGUAGACACAUACCUGCUAAAAUAUCUGAAUAUGUAUGUAUAAAAUUACGAUUAUUUGUAUGUAUUAAGAACGCAACCCACCAUGGUUCAACAACUAAGAACAAACCUUUUGUAAAUGACGAAAAAAAAAACCAAGAGUAAACCACAGUAACGCAAGCAAUAUGUUUGGGAAAUGUGUCGAAGAGAUGGCCCAGUUGAGGAGGGAUCAGGCGAUCAGGUGAUCAGGUGAUCAGGAGUACGGAUUCGGGGCGGGGAACUGGGGGGCCGGAACUGGGACGGAAUAGUAUUUAAAUAUAUAACCCACUAGGUUGUGCUGAACGUGGCCAAUCCAUCGACUGGCGGACCAUCUCUUUGGACAACAGCCUCGAAUCGUACCACAAACUCAUAGCUGUUAAACCAUAAAUGCUUCUUCGAAGUGCACCAAUUCCAGUAACUAAACUAAACGUAAACCGCAAGCAUAUUUAAAGCAUAUGAGAGAGUAAAAUACAUACAGUGUAAGCCAAAAAAAAAA
This is a messenger RNA of Drosophila gunungcola (fruit fly), 4969 nucleotides long. RefSeq names its product muscarinic acetylcholine receptor DM1 (gene mAChR-A). The record is from RefSeq and is a predicted model, not a curated record. Gene Ontology annotation, cellular component: synapse; dendrite; plasma membrane. Gene Ontology annotation, molecular function: G protein-coupled acetylcholine receptor activity; G protein-coupled serotonin receptor activity. Lineage: Eukaryota; Metazoa; Arthropoda; Insecta; Diptera; Drosophilidae. The transcript has 5 exons. Gene Ontology annotation, biological process: G protein-coupled receptor signaling pathway, coupled to cyclic nucleotide second messenger; chemical synaptic transmission; adenylate cyclase-inhibiting G protein-coupled acetylcholine receptor signaling pathway. Bases 1036 to 3504 code for a protein of 822 amino acids.